AUGCGCAUCCUCUCCCAGCGCUCGGGUGACGAGGUGGCCAAAGAGUUUGUGAAACUGAAGUCUGAGACCCGAUCGGCCGAGGAGGGGAGCUGGUCUAACAUACACAUCAAGACCUCCAAGUACAACGUCUUCACCUUCCUCCCUCUCAAUCUGUUUGAGCAGUUUCAAAGACUGGCCAAUGCCUACUUUGUCUUUCUUCUCAUCUUACAGCUGAUUCCUCAGAUCUCGUCUCUGUCCUGGUUCACGACUGUAGUUCCGCUGCUGCUGGUGUUGUCUAUGACCCUAGCCAAAGAUCUCUCUGACGACAUCACCAGACACAAAAAUGACAAACAAGUGAACAACAGAAAAGUAGAAGUGCUCAUUAAUGGAGAGUUGAAGAGUGAAAAAUGGAUGAAUGUUCAAGUGGGUGACAUUGUCAAGCUGGAAAACAAUGAGUUUGUCACAGCUGAUCUGUUGUUACUCUCUAGCAGUGAACCUCUCAACCUCAUCUAUAUUGAGACGGCUGAGCUGGACGGGGAGACCAACCUGAAGGUGAAACAGGCUCUGACAAUCACAGGAGACCUGGGCAAUGACAUCCAGAAACUAGCAGCAUUCAAAGGUGAGGUGCGCUGUGAGCCUCCAAACAACCGGUUGGAUAAGUUCACAGGAACUCUGACGGUGGGAGGAGAGACGUUUUCUCUGGAUAAUGAGAGGAUUCUGCUCAGAGGAUGUACCCUCAGAAACUCAGACUGGUGCUUCGGCCUGGUGGUGUUUGGAGGUCCUGACACAAAGCUCAUGCAGAACUCGGGCAAAUCCAUCUUCAAGAGAACCAGCAUUGACCAUCUCAUGAAUUUCUUGGUGAUGUUUAUUUUUGGUUUUCUGGCCUUCAUGUGCACCAUCUUGUCCAUUGGGAAUGGCAUUUGGGAAUACCAGGAAGGGAAUUCCUUCAUUAGCUUCCUACCCAGGGCUGAUGGAGCGAAUGCAUCUCUCUCAGCAUUUCUCACCUUCUGGUCCUACGUCAUCAUCCUCAACACUGUAGUUCCCAUCUCUCUCUAUGUCAGUGUUGAGAUCCUUCGUCUGGGGAACAGCUAUUUUAUUGACUGGGACCGUAAAAUGUACCACGUCAAGAGUGACACACCAGCCCAGGCCAGGACGACCACUCUCAAUGAAGAGCUGGGUCAGAUCAAAUAUAUAUUUUCUGAUAAGACGGGAACUUUAACCCAGAACAUCAUGACCUUCAACAGGUGCUCCGUCAAUGGAAAAUCAUAUGGUGAGGUUGUGGAUUUUGCUGGGCAGAGGGUUGAAGUUACUGAGAAGACAGAGAAGGUCGAUUUCUCCUGGAACUCUCUUGCCGACCCAAAGUUCUGUUUCCAUGACCACAAGCUGGAGGAAGCGGUAAAGUCUGGCUCUCCAGAGGUCCAGGCCUUCUUCCGUCUGCUGGCACUCUGCCACACUGUCAUGCCUGAGGAAAAAACAGAAGGAGAGCUAUUUUACCAGGCUCAGUCUCCAGACGAGGGGGCUCUGGUCACUGCAGCAAGGAAUUUCGGCUUCGUAUUUCGUUCUCGUACCCCAGAGACCAUCUCUCUGGUGGAGAUGGGAGUUCCCACCACCUAUGAGCUUCUAGCAGUGCUGGACUUCAACAAUGUCCGCAAGAGGAUGUCUGUUAUUGUUCGUAAUCCAGAGGGCAAACUGACACUGUACUGUAAGGGAGCUGACACAAUUAUUUUCGAGAGGCUGCAUCCAUUGUCCUCCAAACUCAUGGAGGUCACCACAGAACACCUUAAUGAAUAUGCUGGAGAGGGUCUGAGGACACUGGCUUUGGCUUAUAAAGACUUAGAUGAAGACAAGUUUGAGAAAUGGAAAAAACGCCACCAUGAGGCCAGCACCUCGCUGGAGGACCGCGAGGCAAAACUGGAUGCAAUUUAUGAAGAGAUCGAGAAAGAUUUGCUGUUCUCAGUCCCAAAGACCAAUGGGACCAUCCAUGAGAAGGUCGAUGGAGAGUACGGACUGGUAAUUAAUGGCCACAGUCUGGCAUUUGCUCUGCAGAAGGACAUGCAGUUGGAGCUCUUGAGGACUGCAUGUAUGUGCCAAACGGUCAUCUGUUGCAGGGUCACCCCUCUCCAGAAAGCUCAAGUGGUGGAACUUGUCAAGAAGCACAAGAAAGCUGUGACUUUAGCUAUUGGAGAUGGAGCCAAUGACGUCAGCAUGAUCAAAACUGCACAUAUCGGCGUUGGCAUUAGUGGGCAGGAGGGCAUGCAGGCGGUUCUCUCCAGUGACUUCUCCUUCGCUCAGUUCCGUUACCUCCAGCGGCUCCUGUUGGUACAUGGCCGCUGGUCCUAUCUGCGCAUGUGUAAGUUUCUGCGCUACUUUUUUUACAAGAACUUCACCUUCACCUUCGUCCAUUUCUGGUACGGCUUCUUCUGCGGCUUCUCUGCACAGACUGUGUAUGAUGAGUGGUUCAUUACGCUCUACAACCUGGUAUAUACGGCUUUACCUGUUAUUGGCCUCAGUCUCUUUGAUCAAGAUGUAAAUGACCGCUGGAGUUUCCAGUACCCCCAGCUGUAUGCUCCGGGUCAGCUGAACCAGUAUUUCAGUAAGAUGGCCUUCGCGAGGAUCCUGAUGCACAGCUGCUACAGCUCACUCAUCCUCUUCUUCGUCCCUUGGGCAGCCAUGUGUGACACCGUCAGAGAUGACGGCAAAGACAUCGCAGAUUAUCAAUCCUUUGCCCUGCUAGCGCAGACCUGCCUGCUCAUUGCCGUCAGUGUGCAGCUGGGUUUGGACACAUACUAUUGGACAGCAGUGAAUCAGUUCUUCCUGUGGGGCAGUCUGUCGGUGUAUUUUGCCGUCACCUUCACCAUGUACAGCAACGGCAUGUACUUGAUCUUCACAUCCUCUUUUCCUUUCAUCGGCACUGCAAGAAACUCCCUGAACCAGCCGAACAUGUGGCUGACCAUCUUCCUGACCACCAUAUUGUGCAUAUUGCCUGUGGUGGCAAAACGGUUCCUCUUCAUACAACUCAAGCCAGCUAUCAAUGACAAGGUGCGUCAUAAGGUCAGACAGGCCAAAGCUGUGCCUUUACCACCUCCUCGCAAAUUCCCUCGACGACGAAUCAGUACAAGACGAUCUGGUUAUGCCUUCUCUCAUGCUCGUGGCUAUGGAGACCUUGUCACCUCUGGACGCUUCCUGCGAAUUCCAGUUAAGACCAGACCGGCUCUUUUCCCCCACACUGACACGCCAGUGGCUGACAGCACACCUCGGACAUAUCGAACCAUCUUCGAGGAGGCUCAGAGUCCCUAAAGGUCCUUAUUUUGUUUAUUCACUUGUGAUGACUUACCGUCAAGCUUGAUUUCACCUUUCGGCAAUGGUAUUAAAUAAUAAAGGAGAGAUAUUCUUAGAGGGGCUUCAAAUAUAUCACAUAGGAGUAAGUGAGAUUGUGAAGUGAAGCCGUGAAGCUUUGAAUCAGUAAGAAGCUGGUUUUAGCUGUGAUUAGUGGCUGAAUAUCAUGUUAUAUGUAUAUGUUUCUUAAUGUUAUAAUAACAACACCUAUGUACACAGAAACACUUGACAAUCAAUCACCCAUAUGGUUCUCAUGUAUUAAGACCAGGGGACAUAAUCUAUCCACAUAAAAAGAGGCCUAGAGAUUAUUCAAGAAGAGCUUCAAACAAGCAGAUUUCAUGUGCUUUUAAUUGUUUAUGACAGUUUCAUAGAUGUUUUUUUUUUAUCAAUGAAUGUUUGAAAUGGUAACCAAACUCCUUUGAUAUGACAUCCUACUUUAUCAUGUUUUGUACAAAGAUGCAAAUGUGCCAUAAAUACAAUAAACAUAAA
This is a messenger RNA of Sinocyclocheilus grahami, 3804 nucleotides long. Its product is annotated as phospholipid-transporting ATPase ID-like. Gene Ontology annotation, biological process: Golgi organization; phospholipid translocation. NCBI's taxonomy places the organism in Eukaryota, Metazoa, Chordata, Actinopteri, Cypriniformes, Cyprinidae. Gene Ontology annotation, molecular function: ATPase-coupled intramembrane lipid carrier activity; magnesium ion binding; ATP hydrolysis activity. Bases 1 to 3276 code for a protein of 1091 amino acids. The transcript is spliced from 24 exons. Gene Ontology annotation, cellular component: plasma membrane; trans-Golgi network. The record is from RefSeq and is a predicted model, not a curated record.